Molecule: messenger RNA, 3281 nt
Organism: Opisthorchis viverrini
Lineage: Eukaryota; Metazoa; Platyhelminthes; Trematoda; Opisthorchiida; Opisthorchiidae
Exons: 7
Coding region: 1-3171 (1056 amino acids)
Biological process (GO): amino acid activation for nonribosomal peptide biosynthetic process
Source: RefSeq, a predicted model, not a curated record
AUGCGGUUGUACUCAAAGCAAUUAACUGCCGACACUGGUAGCUUGAAGGUAAGGUGCGCAGUACCAAUGAAGAAACAGAAUCGUCCUCUGCUCUAUCAGCUGUUUGAAGCUCUCAUUUCGAGGCGUCACGAGGAACUGUCAAACAAAACAGCUAUCUGGCAUGUACCUGAUCCGAGACAGUUGGAAAGAACAGCUGAGGCUAGAAUCAAAGGUGAAGAAUGUGUUCAAACGGAGGGAAACCUUUUGGUUCAUUCAAUCACAUUUGAGCGUCUCAUCUGCGAGGCUUCCAAUUUAGCCAGCCGAAUUUCGUACGAACUUCGAAAUCAGGGUUUGUUGCCUAAACUGGAUAACGAUGGAGGGGACGCACUUAAUGGCAGCGAACUGUGGGACGAUGAAACUCUUCAAGAAAACACCGUUGUAGCGAUUUUUAUGCCGCCCGGUAUUGAUAGGAUUGUUGCGCAGUGGCUUUGGAGUAGUAACGUGCAGCAAGAUGAAAACCGCGACUGGUGCAUUGGGGCGAUGCAGAUAUCCUCUAGUUGUGAAGUUCACUUGGCAAGCACGGCAUGCGUUUUUGUCGACGCUUUCACCGAACUAUUUGGAGCUCUUUUUGCUGGUAUCCCCGUGGUAGUCCCCGGAGGCCCUGAUUGUGCUAGCGAAGUAUGCGUUUCCGACCUACGUAUCCUGAUUCGGUUGAUUCGCCAGUUCCGUAUUACCCGACUGACUACAGUACCAAUGCAACUCAAAGUUUGGAUACAACAAGGACGUCAAAUUCCUGAAAUGGUGUACAAUGAUUGUAGCUCAACACUGAACACUGUAGUUGUCAGUGGCGAUAUACUUCAUCCGCAACUAGCUGAAGAGUUCUUCCCGAGUGAGCAUCCCCAUCGCGUCCGACUGAUCAACUUCUACGGGACCACCGAAGUGGCCGGUGAUGUGACUGCAGCAGUCUUCUGCAAUCGUAACGAGGUGCGCAUGGCAACAAAGCAGUUGGAUUUUGCUAAGCGCGAGGGUCUGAUUCGGGAAAAUCUUUCAUUUAUUGCUGUUGGUAAACCCAUAAGCAAUACUGCUGUGUAUAUUGUCCAAAAGUGCGAAGACUGUCUAGACGCUUGUGGGAAACGUGGUCGUGGUUGUGCGAAUGGCGUUGAAGCAGAAAAGCCGACUGUCACUCAUGCAAUUCAAAACUGUGCAACCAACAACCUUUCCGUAAUUGGAGAUGAAUUAUAUCCCGUAGACUGGAAACGUCUUGGAUAUGAAUUAUGUGAGAUGGGCAGUGUCGGAGAAGUUGCUGUUACUGGGCUGCCUACUUCAGGAUUAGUCGAACCAGCAAACAACCGGAUGGAUGUCACCAGCUGCAAGACGAUGAAUGGUGAGAAUGCUCCUCUCUCUCACAAACCUCACGUCAAACAAGCAGCCGUUAAUUUCCCUGGAGAUCUUGGGUUUAUCUGCCCCAGGAACAAUCUUCUGUACAUUUGCGGUCGUUCGGAUGAACUGGUAAAAAUAAAUGCGGUUGGCUUCCUGGCCAGUGAUGUGGAUCGUUUGUUGCUCAGGUUAAAAGGAAAAGGCUUGCGCAGUGUACAGCAGUACAUGUCCUCUUUGGAGAGUAAGCUUUGUGGCUUCCAUGAAUCUGUCACUCUACCCAUCAAGCAUCCGGUACAUAAGAGCAGUCAACUCGUCUGCUUCUAUGCUGUGCAGUCGAUUGCGGCAAAGGACUCAGAAGAGAAGGUCAAUUCAUCCGUAUCAAUGAACACAGUUUUGGGAGAUGCAGUGCGAUGUGUCACACAAACAAUGCUUAUCAAACGUGGUUCAACUUUGUGGAACGAACUGUCGCCAAAACCAUGCGAACUAUCAACUCUCAUUGCAAACUAUGUCCCAGUAUAUAUUCGACCAGUGUUUGUGCCGGUAACUCAUAUCCCCAUCAUGCCAACAAGUGGAAAAGUGGACAAACAGCUUUUACGAGCUUUGUAUGAAGAGCCGUUUGCCUCGGAAAGUGGAAUGCAUCAGGGCUUCCAACCAGAUUCACUCAAUGAAAUACCCUACCCAAUUUCUCAAAACGAGAAUGGCAUCAACCGCGAACGAAAACAUCGGGAAGUGGCAAGAGCAGCUCUGAGGAAAGUCUUGGGAUUGCAGCGAGGCAGCUCCAGUGGAGGAACCGCACGACCACGGGAUGAUGAAGACUUUUAUUUGCUUGGAGGAAAUUCUUUAGUGGCUGUUUUGGCACUGGAAAGUUUGCGGCAACUUGGAUUUACGGUGCGCCUGGAAACAUUUUAUCACACAAGCAACAUUGGGCAAAUCUUGGACUCGUUGGUUCACUCGGAGAGUACUGUGACCCCGACUAAAUACGGCAAUGAGCCGGGAAGAAUCCACGACGGAAGCAUGAAAAACGGAGAAUUGAUUGAGGCGGAGGAACAGUUUGCUGAUAGGUUCGGGAACGAAACAAUUGACCUGAUCGACUGGAACAGUGGCCGUGGUAAUUUGACCUGCGAACAAGAUCCAAAAUAUGAGGAGAUACAAAAAUUACUGAUUGAUAUUUUUGAAGAAAAAGACGUUUUGACACACGCAUUUGGGCUUACGCGAACAGACCUCAAAAAUGCCGUCUCCACUUAUUUAAGGCAUAAUAACUGCGGCAUUGUUCUGCUCGCUUUCCGCCCUUGGAGUGAUAUUCAUCCGUUCUCAAUUACGGAAGACAGCAAACUAGUGGGCGUGUUACUUGCCAUACCAUCGGCACAAAUGCCUGACUUGCCGGAAAAAUGGCCUCGUUUAAAUUUGCUGCAGCGAUAUUUUGACUUCUGCUGCACACCGGUUGACGCUACUUUAAUGAAUGAUGCCCCAUUGAGGAAAGCGGCUCUCACUGUCAUCAUGGUUGGUGUCCUUCUAUCCACAUCGGACGAGUUUUCACACCAUGACUUUUCUGUCAGGGCCAGAUGGAACCGGGUUAUGUUGGAAAUACUCGCACGGCUGGAACGACAACUUGUCAGAGUGGCCAAGGCGAAAGGGUACAAGAUGAUUGAAACACUGAAUACUUAUGAUAUUACCAGGGAAGUUUGCAUGGACCUUGGCUACAAGCUAAUGAACACAACUCGUAUGCAAGCUUUUGCUUUAAAGGAAAACAUCGAAGUGGAUCCGAAGUACCAUGAUCAUCACAGUUAUUAUAUGGUGAAGUACUUGACCGAUUAGUGCGCCCGUGAACUUUGUUACCUUAUGUCAUCUAUGUUUAUGCCAGAGUGCUCCUACAUAGGGUCAAUCUGUGAACCAAUAGCAUCGUCCCAUUGUCAACCAAACGCAGC